UAAAAUCAAUGUAAGUUUACUUUUAAUUGUUUUCAAAAAAACUAGGUUUCUUUUUGGUUGCUCAUUAGUUUCUAGUAUGUUUUGCAACUGUUUUAAUGCAUUCUUUAUUUUUUAGGUCCCCGCACCCAAUCCAGAUGUUGUUGGUGAAAAGUCAGAUGCCCUUCAUACUGAUGAAGAAACUGAGGAUACUGUCUCUGAUACACCUCUGUUGGAUAAGAGGAAGCGUGCUCCGGCCUUGAAAUCUCCAUUUGUUGAUUUCGGGUCUGCGGAUGUCGGGAGCACUCCAAUGGAGCUUAUGUCCUCAGGUUCUCAGUCUGCUGGGGAUGAUAGGGAUUUCAAAAUGGUGACUUAUGUGAAGGGCCUUUAUGCUCUUAAUGAUGCUUUUGCUGAUCCCGUAUCUACCGAGAUUGAGGCAAAAUUUGACUCUUGGAUUGGUGAAGGAUUGCUUAAACAUCCCAGGCAUUAUAAUUGUUAUGAAGACGGCGCAAAGAAAUUUACCCCGGGUUUUAGGCUAGGUGUUGAUUAUGUUGAGGAUAAAACUUGGUUUUACCAUUUGGCCACAUGCGACAUGUUUAUGAACGACUCGCAUAUGAACACCAUAUUCUAUUACCUUCGGAAAAAAGGUAAGUAUUCUUCCGCUGUGACGUUGAAUUUCGCAACCACUGAUUGUCUUUUUGAUGAUUCCAUCCAAGCAUUGUACCACAAAUUUAACAAGGCCAAGUCAAUGAAGACUAAGAUGUCACACAUUCACGCUGCCCACCCAAUUGCGCAUUACAUCCGAGGUAUGCGCAUUCCCUGUUCCAAGCCUUGGUAUGAAGCCGAUCACGUGCUUUUCAUCAUCAAUUUAAGAAGGGAAAGUCAUUGGGUUUUUGGGCGUCUUGACGUGCACGAAAGGACGUUAUUUCUGUACAAUUCUUUGAGAACCGCGAAGAUGAAUGCCGCAGCUAGGAAUGCGAUGAAGGCUUAUUCCGUGUUGCUGCAUUUGUUUUUCGAUUUACUUGGGUUCUGGAAGAAUAGAGCACAAGUUCCUGCCUCAGUUUCUGACCCUACAGCUCCAUUCAGAAUCGUGGAGCUUAGUGGUCUUGCGUCUCAGCAGAAGAAUGAUUGUGGAGCAUAUGUUGCUGCCUUUGCUGAAUUCUUUAUACACGGAAAGGAUGUCCCUGCAGACUUUGACAUCGAAGUUUAUCGAACCCGACUUGCUUCACUUUUCUACUCGUACGGACAAAGGAAAAUUGACGAAAGUAUUGACAGCGAGGAUGAGAAGCAAACCAAGUCUUCUAAGGCAUCUAAAUUGAAGAAAUAGGAACUUUUAAUUUGGUGGCUCUAUUAUGUUAUUUGUUGAAUCUAUUUACUUGACAAGUUUUAGUGUUGUUGUGUGUUUAAAACUAUGUAGCUGGUUUAAAACUUUUAGGAUAUUUGACAUUCACUCCUUAUAAUAUCUUUAUUGUAUAGGUUUGUAUUUCCCAAAGUUGUGUGUUUUUUUAAUUGUUCAAGUUCUUAUAUACGGUCGCACAACUAUGGAGAAACUAUUAACCAACUAAAUACAAACUAUGUUUUCAUUUUUCCUAAAUAGUGCUAUGAAUGUAUAUUUAUUCUUCGUAUUCCA
This is a messenger RNA of Cannabis sativa, 1606 nucleotides long. RefSeq lists its product as uncharacterized. The transcript is spliced from 4 exons. Gene Ontology annotation, biological process: proteolysis. Gene Ontology annotation, molecular function: cysteine-type peptidase activity. NCBI's taxonomy places the organism in Eukaryota, Viridiplantae, Streptophyta, Magnoliopsida, Rosales, Cannabaceae. The record is from RefSeq and is a predicted model, not a curated record. The coding region runs from base 287 to 1303 and encodes 338 amino acids.